AUGAGAAUGCUGGCAUUUUUCCUGGUUUGUGCGAUAAUUCGCCAGUAUGGAACAUUGGGAACUCCAAUGCAUGGAUUUGGGUGGACGGAUAUCCCAGGUAAUUUCUUGAUUUAAUAUAUUGACUUUUUGAUAUCUUAUGUCAUUUUCAUCUCAUAAUGUCCUGAGCCAAACUUUUUAAUAUCCUAAAGUAAUAAGCUAAGAAAAUUUGAUUUUAUAAUUUGAUGCUCUCCCAUUUCUCAGAACAUACACCUGCUAAGGCGCAAGAGGGGCACUCUGUGGUGAUGAGAAGCGAGGCUGUCAGUCCGAAUUUACCUGACGAUGCUAACAUUUGUUACCUUUCGAAAGAGGGUGAUGAAGACCAGCGACAAAUGAUCUGCAAACAUCGUUUAACUCGGACCAGCAAAUUCAACUUCAACCCGUUCGGGCUCCGAUUUGGAAAGCGCGACAAAUUUAACCCAUUCAAGGCCAACCUCAUAAGAUCCAGGACAAGCAAACUGUUGCCUAUUCUACUCUACCUCCGAGAACUAGAAGGUCCUGCCUAA
Messenger RNA from Coregonus sp. 'balchen', 542 nucleotides. NCBI's taxonomy places the organism in Eukaryota, Metazoa, Chordata, Actinopteri, Salmoniformes, Salmonidae. The record is from the annotation of a GenBank genome assembly.